Molecule: messenger RNA, 1188 nt
Organism: Dothidotthia symphoricarpi CBS 119687
Lineage: Eukaryota; Fungi; Ascomycota; Dothideomycetes; Pleosporales; Dothidotthiaceae
Exons: 3
Coding region: 1-1188 (395 amino acids)
Cellular component (GO): SBF transcription complex; cytoplasm
Molecular function (GO): transcription coregulator activity
Source: RefSeq, a predicted model, not a curated record
AUGCCAGAUUCACAGGAGUCAGUUUUGUCCUCCGUGUCCAGCAACUUCUCUGUGCCAGCAUUGCCGUCGUCGUCGAGCAACAUAUCGACGUCAACAGUAACCGACACGGACCUCACAUCUCCGGCUUCCACCCAUGUCUACUCGGGCCUCAGCAGGCCCACAGAGAAACCAACCGAGAUCUCGUCGAGUCAAAGUUACGGCGCGAACGCGAGGUUCAAUGCAGCGCGGAUUGAUACAGUUGCCGCGAACGCGCAGCGAACUGGUGACACAGCAGCGAGCCCCAUGUCGAUAUGCUCUCCAGCCUUCCAGGGGACCAAGAGAACAGCAGACGGGUCGCUGAAGGCUGUUGGACCAGCAACAGUGACGCCAGCUGGACGUGUAUUUGCACAUAAGAGAAACAAGAGCAUGGACACACACUCGGGUACUCGAAUUGGAGAGCUUUCCGCACAGCUCAAGACGCGUCUUUCCUACGCCAUGGUCAAGGUGCAGAAUGGCUGGGAGAAACAGUCGCUUGACGAACUGGAAGAAGCCCAUUCGCAGCAUGGUUCACCAAACUCUGCUUCUGGAGGAUCUCGUCCAACUUUUGGCUCUCCUUCGAGCACGAAUUAUCAACGCAGACCAAGCGGCGUGUCUGAAAAUUCCGAUCAAAUAUUGAUGUCGCCGGGAUCAGAUCCCUCACGGUCUCAUGCAACCACUCCAUUUUCAUACUGGCAUCCAGGCACAAAGCCCGCAAUGAACGCGGCCGUAAACCUCAUCAAUGUUACCUCUACUUAUCCUGGACGCGGGCUUGCCCCCGCUCCAGACUUUGAUACUGGAAGAAGACGCAGAGCCAACACCACGAACACGAUGCCAUCUCUUCCAGGAACAGGCCAUAGGAAAUACUUCAGCGACUUAGGAGCAGUAUCACGCGCGCCAGUGACACCCAGAGCAGGCAUUCUCCGAAUGCCUAGUCAACAAGCAGAGAAGGAUGCUGUCGACACCCUGUUGUUCAUGAGUAGCCCCAACAACUCUCAACGCUUCCCAAAUACCAGUUCAGCGGCGCCCAGCCCGCUCAGAGCCGAAGCACCUCAACGACGCGUUAUGUUUGAAGCUUAUCCUUCACAAGAGAAACGCAUUGUUUACCAAUCAUCUAUGCCGGCACCUAGCCAGUAUCAACAUCAACCCUAUGCUGCGAACCCAGCGCGGUAA